Molecule: messenger RNA, 1960 nt
Organism: Tympanuchus pallidicinctus (lesser prairie-chicken)
Lineage: Eukaryota; Metazoa; Chordata; Aves; Galliformes; Phasianidae
Gene: RIOX2
Product: ribosomal oxygenase 2
Exons: 9
Coding region: 5-1426 (473 amino acids)
Cellular component (GO): nucleolus
Molecular function (GO): histone H3K36 demethylase activity; histone H3K4 demethylase activity
Source: RefSeq, a predicted model, not a curated record
GACCAUGCCCAAGAAGGGAGGGAAGCAUGCUGAGGUGGGGAUGGAAAUGCAGGUGCAGUCCAAACGAGCAAAGGUGGAAGCAGCUUGUUUGCCAUCAGUCAUGGAUUUUGAGAACCCAGACAGCCUCUUCGCAAGCCUGAUCUCUCCCAUCAAACCAGAGGAGUUUUUCAAGGAGUACUGGGAGGAAAAGCCGCUGCUUGUUCAGAGAAACGAUCCCCUACUGGCUGCUUACUACCAGUCUCUCUUCCAGCUGUCAGAUCUGAAGGAGCUGUGCAGCCAAGGGCUGUACUAUGGGCGUGAUAUAAAUAUCUGCAGAUGUGUAAAUGGAAAAAAGAAGGUUUUAAAUAAAGAAGGCAGAGUGAAUUACGCACAGCUGAAGAGGGACUUUGACCAGAAAAAGGCAACCAUACAGUUCCAUCAGCCUCAGAGGUUUAAGGAGGAGCUGUGGAAGAUUCAAGAGAAGCUGGAGUGCUACUUUGGGUCUCUGGUUGGAUCAAAUGUCUAUAUUACUCCACAGGGGUCCCAGGGCCUUCCCCCUCACUACGAUGAUGUUGAGGUGUUCAUCCUCCAGCUGGAAGGCGAGAAGCAUUGGCGGCUCUAUAAACCAACGGUGCACUUAGCUCGGGAGUAUAACGUGGAAUCUGAAGAUAGGAUUGGGAAUCCCACGCAUGAGUUUGUGUUAAAGCCGGGCGACUUACUGUACUUCCCAAGAGGGACAAUUCACCAAGCUGACACACCUCCUGGUGUAUCUCAUUCUACACACGUGACCAUCAGUACCUACCAAAACAACUCCUGGGGAGACUUCUUAUUGGAUGCAAUUCCUGGCCUUGUAUUCAAUACUGCAAAAGAGGAUGUGGCCUUGAGGACAAGCAUCCCAAGGAGACUGCUUAUGCAGGUGGAUAUGGCAGACUCAACAAAAAAACUGAGUAGCAUUCUGAGAAUGCUUGCAGACCGUCUGGAGAACAGCAGAGAGCUGAGAUCAUCUGACAUGAGGAAGGAUUUCAUUAUGAACCGUUUGCCACCUUGCUUGGGAUGUGAUGCUGACUCUUUAACUCCAGGUGGAAAACUGCCAAGAUUAGACAGCAAAAUCAAACUGCAGUUCAGGGAUCAUGCUGUAAUUACAGUGGAGCCAGAUCAAGCAAAUUCUGAUGAAAUUCGCAAGGAAAUGGUGUAUGUCUAUCAUUCCUUAAAGAACAGGAGAGAAACUCACAUGAUGGGGACAGAUGAUGAUGAUACUGCUAGCGAAGAAGGUGCAGCACAGCCAACUCCUCAUGGACUGCGCUUUCCUCUGUCACACCUGGAUGCACUGAAGCAGAUUUGGAGUGGCAGCACUGUCUGCGUGAAGGAGCUCAAACUUACCUCAGCUGAAGAGAAGGAAAACCUGGCCUUGGCACUGUGGACUGAAUGUCUAAUAGAAGUUUUUUGAUGCUUUCGUGAAUUAGCUCCUUAUGGAAUCUCUUAAGUGAAAGGUUCAUUCAAUUAAUUUUAUUUUUUGCAUCCUACCUUAGUUUGUACUGCCAACGGUGUGUUGCAAUAUAAAUAUACUUUGCUACUGCCUGUUGCUGAAUGUCCUUCUAGUUCCCUUAUGCCAUGGGUAAGUGGGUGUCUCAGCAACAGGUGAGCUGCUCAGAAAUGUAACAGUGGAACAGCUUAUCUUGCCUUUAAUUGCCAGAUUAGUGCUACUCCUAGAAAAAGGAUCUUCACAUCUCUCAAGUGGAUUCUGAUGGGAGUGUUGCAGAUAUUUGGAUAGUCUAAGAUCUGUAUUUAAUGAGCAGCCCCACACAGCAUCGUGUCUUACUGAAUAUAUGUACUUAUUUCCUUGUUUAGGCCAUUUGAAAAAAAAAAUUCUUUACAGGAACGUACUUGGUAUCUGCUAACAAAGAAGAAACAGACAAGCAAAAAAUUCCUUCUAAAAACUUUUAUACAGUUAAAAUAUACAUGCUUGGCAUUUUGCGUGGAA